This is a messenger RNA of Hibiscus syriacus, 339 nucleotides long. RefSeq names its product photosystem I chlorophyll a/b-binding protein 5, chloroplastic-like. Bases 1 to 339 code for a protein of 112 amino acids. Gene Ontology annotation, biological process: photosynthesis, light harvesting in photosystem I; response to light stimulus. NCBI's taxonomy places the organism in Eukaryota, Viridiplantae, Streptophyta, Magnoliopsida, Malvales, Malvaceae. The transcript is spliced from 4 exons. The record is from RefSeq and is a predicted model, not a curated record. Gene Ontology annotation, cellular component: membrane.
AUGGGUUCUAAAGACUAUAAUAAUUCUUGGCUUGAUGUUGAUGAGAACAGGUUUGCUGAAACUAAAAGAUACAUGGAUUUCAUCAGUCCUGGUUCUCAAGCCAAAGAAGGAUCUUUCUUUGGACUGGAAUCUGCACUAGCAGGUUUAGAACCCGGAUACCCUGGAGGUCCCUUGUUGAACCCUCUUGGUCUGGCCAAAGAUAUUAAAAACGCUCAUGACUGGAAGCUGAAAGAGAUAAAAAAUGGACGGCUAGCGAUGGUAGCAAUGCUCGGGAUCUUUGUGCAAGCUUACAUGACACAUGCAGGUCCAAUUGAUAACCUUGUGGAGCACCUGGCAUAA